Theobroma cacao (cacao) is the source of this 2353-nucleotide messenger RNA. Its product is annotated as serine carboxypeptidase-like 50. The record is from RefSeq and is a predicted model, not a curated record. Gene Ontology annotation, biological process: proteolysis. Gene Ontology annotation, molecular function: serine-type carboxypeptidase activity. NCBI's taxonomy places the organism in Eukaryota, Viridiplantae, Streptophyta, Magnoliopsida, Malvales, Malvaceae.
AUGAAAUGAUUUAGGCACAGUUUAGAAGAUAAAGAAAUCAAAAGUAACUCAAAUUGAAAAUGACGAUUUCAAUUUACCCAGACUAACAAAAAACUCCAGCGGUGCUCAAUUCUGAAGUGUCCACCACUGCUUUUAAAGUUCUCAACUUCUCUUUUGUUGCACUACCAGGGCAGGACGUGUACAUGAAAGAAGCCAAGGAGUCUUCCGGUGUUGCCACACUCUUAAGCAACUAGCUCUUAUGUGUAUCAGAACAUUACGAACCAUCACUAAAAGUUAAGGAGCACUUAACAAAUAUGGGAAGGGAGUCAACAAAUGCUUUCUUCUUCUUCCUCCUCUCCAUGCUUCAUCACAGUACUUCAACUCCUCUCUUUCCCAAAGGAGGUCCCACUAAAUCGGGUUACCUCCCAGUCAAUCCUACUGCUAGUUCUGCUAUUUUCUACACCUAUGAAGCUAGAAAUCCCAGCUCACCCCUAGCAAAAGCACGAUUUCUCAUUUGACUGCACCUUGGAAACUUCUUCGAGCUUGGGCCAUGGCAUUUUGUUUCUUCUAACGGGCAAAAUGCGGAGCACUUGUCUGUUGAGCUAUUUCAGGCUUAGAAUCGCUUAUUUGGUUUCUUUUUCUUGAUAAUCCUAUUGGAACAGGGUUUAGAGUUUAGCAUAACUUCAACGGCAUGAGAACAUCCUCAGGACCAAGAUUAUGUUGCUAAGAAUCUUUUUGCUGUAAUUACAAGUUUUAUCUCAUUAGAUCCUUCGUUUAAGCAUCGUCUUAUUUAUGUUACCGGUGAGAGUUAUGCAGGAUAUUAUGUUCCUGCAAUUGGGUAUUACAUUUUCAACAAAAAUCUGCAUCUGCCAGUUUCAAAACGAGUGAACCUGAGAGGUCUUGUUAUAGGUGAUGGGUUAACGGACCCGAUCACCCAAUUUGCAAAUUAUGCUGACAAUGCUUGCUAUUUAGUGAUGGUUAAUGAGAGGCAGAAAGGAGAACUAGAGGAAGCACAAUGGGAGGGAGCUAAAUUGGUUAAGAUGGGGAACUGGAGUGAGGCAACAGAUGCUAGAAGCCUAGAAAAGGGGUUGAAUCUGUUGUAAAAAAUGACAGGUUUGGCCACUUUGCAUGACUUUAAACAGAGAAAGCCCUACCACAGAAGUUUACCAGACGAGUUUCGAAACAAAGCUAAGGUAAAGAAAGCAUUACGAGUGAACUAGUCAAUGGGUCGACAGUGCAGUGAUGUUCUUAGGGCUGCAUUGCAUGAAGAUGUGAUGAAGAGCGUGAAGUACAUAAUGGAAUCCUUGGUGAAGAAGAGUAAGGUGUUGUUGUAUCAAGGGCUCUAUGUACAGGAUGGUGUGGUGUCAACAGAAGCAUGGGUGAAGACAAUGAAAAUGGAAGGAAUUGAGAAGUUCUUGAUGGCUGACAGAAAAGUUUGGAAAGUAAAUGGGGAGCUUGCUUGCUAUGUGCUUUAGGCUAUGAUUGAGGAUUGGGCUUUGGAGAAGGGCAAGUUUGGUUGGGAGCAAAAAGGUUCAUAAUCAAAUGUCAUGGGGGAACUCUGAAUUUUAUUCCUCGGAAACUGGUUCUCGUUUUUGUGCUUUGUAGUGACUAGCAGACUCAAGCUACGUAACCUUAUAGGCUUAUACUGAUUUUAUACUAUACUGAACCAAUUCAAAUGUAUUACCUAUUAUUGAACCAACAGUUUAACGAUUUUUAGCAUCAACCAUUUACUUAAUCCAAGGGCAUGAUCAUUUUAUUCAGAACUAAAAAUAGAGCUCCAGAGCAAGUAACAGCCGCCCUAGCCACGAAUUCUCAGUAGCUAGAACUUUAAAUAAAAUUAUGAUAUUUGUUAUCAAGCAAAUCUAGAAAAGCCCUUGAAAUUUGCCAUAACCAUUUUCAUAUAUAACCAAUUCAAACCCAUUUUUCGUUUUCAAAUUCUGAAAAAGGAGAAUCAAAAGAGGUUUUAAAGCAGUGGUAUUCAUGUAGAUGUAAUGGCGUUUGGAGGCGGGAUUGUGGUGAAAGAAACUGAUGGGUAGGUCAAAGAAGGGAAAUUGGUAAAGAAAACCAAAGAUCCCAUUCUGACGACCAAAACCCAACAGCAAAAGAAAGCACAAAACCCGUACUAUGAUGCCAUUGAAAAAGUUUGAUGUGCAGGGCCGAUGGAAAGGCAGGGCAGCCUGUAGAGAACCCACAGUUUCUCCUGAGUACUGCUUGGCAAUGGCAUCGCGGCUGAAAUUGAAUAAACCCUAGUGAUAAAACUCGGUCUAUUUAUUGAGCAAACGAGGGCAAUCGGUCACGUGAUGCUCACGUGGUGAUAUAUGUUACUGUUUUCAUGGUUGAUUUUUUUUUUUUUUUUAAUUUCGUUAUUGUUGUU